Messenger RNA from Panicum hallii, 395 nucleotides. RefSeq lists its product as uncharacterized. The coding region runs from base 19 to 375 and encodes 118 amino acids. The record is from RefSeq and is a predicted model, not a curated record. The transcript has a single exon. Lineage: Eukaryota; Viridiplantae; Streptophyta; Magnoliopsida; Poales; Poaceae.
GUCGAGCGGGUGAAGAAGAUGGUGCGGCGUCAUGGUCAGGGAAAUGACCCGUGGAUCACCAUGUACACGCUGUGCUCUGACGAGAGGUCUGGAUCGUGGUCGUGGAGGAUCGAACACGAGGUCUCCUUCAAGGACAUUUGGUGCCACCAGACGUACGAGGCUAGUGGUCUGCCCAAGAAGUGCCCCAAGCUCGCCUGCGUCGACCCCUUUGAUCCCGACAACGUCUACUUCUUCCUCCAAGGUUUCAUCUUAAGCCUCGACCUGAGCUCCUGGAGCCUCCAGAAGCACGCUAGGUUCAAUGUGAAGAAGCCUACACGGAAGCAUAUGUCUUCACGGUUUGUGCUCGCUUGUGAGCUACCAGUUGCUCCCUCCUAGGAUAAGGUAUAUAUAUACUG